UCGCUCGCACGCGUGCAGCUUGUGGGCGCGCAACGGGAAGAUGGCGGACGCAGAAAUCACUCCUGGUAAGAAAGAGAAGAAGAAGAAGACUAAGAAAAUUUCAGAUGAUGAAAUUGGGGAAAUUCAAGAAACGGGAGAUUUCCUCAUCAAACCCGAAUCCAAGGUUGCCAAGCUUGACACAUCCCAAUGGCCUUUGCUACUCAAGAACUUCGACAAGCUGAACAUCAGGACGGCUCAUUACACACCUCUGCCUCAUGGCUCAAAUCCACUGAAGAGAAACAUUAAUGACUAUGUCCGAUCUGGCUUUGUUAAUCUGGACAAACCAGCUAACCCUUCCUCUCAUGAAGUGGUGGCCUGGAUCAAGCGGAUCCUGCGUGUGGAGAAGACUGGCCACAGCGGCACCCUGGACCCAAAAGUUACAGGGUGUCUGAUCGUGUGUAUUGACCGUGCAACAAGACUUGUCAAAUCUCAACAGAGCGCUGGCAAAGAGUAUGUGGGAAUAGUACGGCUGCACAAUGCGAUAGAAAAUGAGCAUCAGCUUGCAAGGGCUAUGGAAUGCCUCACUGGAGCCCUGUUUCAGAGGCCUCCUCUCAUAGCUGCAGUGAAGAGGCAGCUGCGAGUGAGGACCAUCUAUGAAAGCAAGCUGAUUGAGUAUGAUCCAGAGAGAAGACUUGGUAUCUUCUGGGUGAGCUGUGAGGCAGGCACAUAUAUCAGAACGCUGUGCGUUCACCUGGGGCUGCUGUUGGGAGUAGGUGGCCAGAUGCAGGAGCUCAGGAGGGUCCGCUCUGGAGUGCUGGGUGAGAAGGACUGCAUGGUGACUAUGCACGACUUGUUAGAUGCCCAAUGGCAGUUUGACCACAACAAGGAUGAGAGCUAUCUGAGGAGGGUCAUCUAUCCUUUGGAGAAGCUGCUCGUCUCACACAAGAGGAUUGUUAUGAAGGACAGUGCAGUGAACGCUAUCUGCUAUGGCGCUAAGAUCAUGUUACCUGGUGUUUUGCGGUAUGAAGAUGGCAUCGAAUUGAACCAAGACAUUGUCGUCAUUACAACUAAAGGAGAGGCUAUUUGCACAGCUGUAGCUCUGAUGACAACAGCAGUCAUCUCUACAUGUGACCAUGGUGUGGUGGCCAAGAUCAAGAGGGUCAUUAUGGAAAGAGACACAUACCCACGCAAGUGGGGUUUAGGGCCCAAGGCCAGUCAAAAGAAAAUGAUGAUCCAGAAAGGACUGCUAGACAAACAUGGCAAACCAAAUGGCAGCACCCCAGCAGAGUGGAAAGAGAGCUAUGUAGACUACAGCAAAUCCAAGACUGGAGCAGCAGCUCAAGAUGUUGAAGCCACUCAGUCAGGAGCAAAGAGGAAACGGGAUGAGAGUGGAAGCGAGGGUGAAGCUGUGCCCACAACCCCCAAGACAGAUGACGAAAUUAAGAAAGAAAAGAAGAAAAAGAAGAAGGAGAAGAAAAUGAGGCUAGCACAGGAAGCGGCAGAAGCUGCUGAAGCUAUGGAGGAAGCACCAGCUGCUGGGGAAGCUGAGGUCACAGAGAGUGCUAAGAAGAAGAAGAAGAAAAAGAAGGCGAAAGAAGCAGAGGCUGAUUCCGACUGAACUCAGACUUGUCCAAUAGACUGUUCAGAACCCUCAACGAAAGUGAGGGAGAGGGCUUAGAGACUGUAACUGCGCCAUGAAGAGACCUCAUGAGAUCCGCCCAAAUGGGACUUUACUCCUUUUACCUUCCUUCACAUAAUCAUCUUUGUAUGUCAGUAUGGCUGUCAAGCAUUUGAUGGUUGAACUAUUUUUAAGAAUGGGUUUGAUGGAUUUGAAACCAAAUCUCAGUAUUCCACAUGGUUCCCACUGAUGUAUAUUUUGAUUGGAGUUAACAACUUGUUUCCAUUAGAAAGCUUUGGAAGAAGGAAACUGCUGCAGAAAUAUCUAAAGUAGUAAUUUGACAUGUUCUAACCAAGCCUCAACCAAGUGAUCCAGCCCCAACACAAUGUGAAUUCAUGUACUUUUAUGUAAAAUGACAUAAAAUUGCCAAACUUUAGGACUGGAAUUUCAGUAUGAGGUUCACGGAUGUAAGAAAUCAACAAUGGUUAUGAACAACGAUUAUCCUAUUGCCCCCUACACCCCACCUUUUUCCCCCUCUCCUUCCUCAAAGUGCAUUUUUAUUUACUUUUUUUUCCUUUUUUUUUUUUUUUUUAGGGGGUGAUAUAAUGCUAUUUUAUUUUGUAUCGUGUCUGUAUAUAUAACAGGAUCAAAUUGUAAUCCUAAAGCAAUGAGCAAACAAGAUUUUUUUUUUUUCUACUUUGUUUGACUGUUGUAUUUAUUGUUCCAAGGUAUUCUAAUAGUUAAUUGUACAGGUGAUAUAAUCAAAGAAGUCAGGUUUUCCAGUGUUAGAUGUUUUAAUUCAUUUCAAAAGUGCCAUACCUGAUGAGCUACAUCAUGAUAAAGUACUGACAAGUUGCCUUAAGUCUGGACAAUUUCCCUGUAUAGUACAGUACAUGUAAACGUUACAUUGGGAGUUCCAUGGCACUUCCUAUUAGAAUAAUACAAAACCAAAGCCAGCUCAAGGUCAAUUUAAAGAUCAGACCUUUUAAAACCAGAAUGGUGUUUGUCACAGUAGUGGUCCUUUUUGCAUUACUAACUUAUCCUACACAUUUUGCCUGAUGUUGCUCUGCUCUUCAUAAACUGACGAAACUCAAUUCAU
Pygocentrus nattereri (red-bellied piranha) is the source of this 2696-nucleotide messenger RNA. It is a transcript of the gene dkc1, whose product is annotated as dyskeratosis congenita 1, dyskerin. Gene Ontology annotation, cellular component: box H/ACA snoRNP complex. Bases 41 to 1597 code for a protein of 518 amino acids. Gene Ontology annotation, molecular function: pseudouridine synthase activity; RNA binding. The record is from RefSeq and is a predicted model, not a curated record. Lineage: Eukaryota; Metazoa; Chordata; Actinopteri; Characiformes; Serrasalmidae. Gene Ontology annotation, biological process: box H/ACA sno(s)RNA 3'-end processing; mRNA pseudouridine synthesis; snRNA pseudouridine synthesis. The transcript has 15 exons.